ACCCAUACAUACAAGGCUCGAAUGACGAGACAUUCGACGUCUUCCAUGAAUCGCGCUCGCUCUCUAUAGAUAUCCAUAUCUCUGUCUCGAUUAACAAAGGAAAACAAUUUGGUUGAUCAUGGCGACGCCGGGUCAACUGAAUCAGAUAUGGGACUCGGUUCUGGAACUCACUAAGGGGGCUCAGGAGAGGAACUGCGACCCGUUCCUUUGGGCGAUUCAGAUUAGUUCGACUCUCAACUCGGCUCAAGUGGACUUGCCCUCCACUGAACUUGCGCACUUCCUGGUCUCUUACAUCUGCUGGGAAAACCACGUGCCUAUCACCUGGAAGUUUCUCGAGAAGGCCUUGAUCCUCAAGAUUGCGCCUCCUAUGCUCGUUCUUGCUCUUCUCUCCACCAGGGUUAUUCCAAAUCGCCAGAAUCAUCCUGCCGCUUAUAGGCUUUAUCUGGAACUACUGAAGAGGCAUGCCUGUUCUUUUACUUCUCAAUUCAAUGGACCGAGCUAUCAAAAGAUCACAGAAUCAGUGGAUGAUGUUCUUCAUCUUUCCCAGAUAUUUGGUCUUCAAUUGUGUGAACCUGGGCUUCUUGUAGUUGCAUUCAUCUUUUCAGUUGUGUGGCAAUUAGUUGAUGCAUCAUUGGAUGAUGAAGGAUUGCUUGAAGUUACACCUGAAAAGAAGUCUCAAUGGCUAAGUGGACCACAAGAUAUGGACCUAGAUGUUCAUGAUAGUUUUGGUGAUAGGAAAUCCAAAAACCAUGAGGGGCUUCAGAAAUUAAACACAACAAUGGCAAUUGAGAUUAUUGGAGAAUUUCUGCAAAACAAAAUAUCUUCAAGGAUUCUUUUCUUGGUGUGUCAAAACAUGACAUCAAGCUGGGCAGACUUCGUUCAGCGAUUCCAAGUACUUGUGGCGAAUUCUGCUGCUUUGAGGAAUUCAAAACAUUUUACUCCAGAAGCCCUUCUGAAAUUGAAAUCUGAUACGCUUAGAGUUUUGUCUCCGCUAUACAAAAAAAUAUCACAGCUUGGUCAUUUGACCAUGGCUUCUGGGUCUCUGAUCUCUUCUGCUGGUCAAUGUUUUGGGGCUAGUCAUAGUACACUAUGGCUACCCAUUGAUUUGUUUCUCGAAGAUGCCAUGGACGGAUCACGAGUGGCAGGAGCUAGUGCGGUUGAGAUUCUGACCGGUCUAGUGAAAGCUUUGCAGGCAGUUAACUGUACUACAUGGCACGAGACAUUCCUUGGUUUAUGGAUGGGUGCUCUACGGCUUGUUCAAAGGGAGAGGGAUCCCUGUGAGGGUCCUAGACCUCGGUUAGAUAGCUAUAUGGGCAUGUUGCUAUCAAUCACAAUCCUUGCGGUCACAAAUUUAGUUGAGGAGGAGGAAAGUGAACUGCUUGAUGAGGAUGAGAAGAGUUCUACCAAUCAAAAGAAGGAAAAGCAUGCCCCAGGAAAACGUCGCAAGGAUUUGAUAGCCAGCAUACAACGAUUGGGUGAUUAUGAGAGUUUGCUGCUUCCACCUUCAGCAGUAAGUUUAGCAGCAGAUCAAGCUGUUGCGAAGGCAACCAUGUUUUUGCAAGGCCUUGCAGUUGGUAAUGGCUACUGUGAAAGCAUGAGCAUGAAUGACAUGCCCAUCAAUGGUUCUGGAAACCUGUGGCAUCUAAUUGUGGAGGCUUGUAUUGCUAGAAGCUUACUGGAUACAUCAGCAUAUUUAUGGCCAGGCUAUGUAAAUGUGUGCAGCAACCAAGUACUUCACGGCGUUUCUGGCCAAAUGUCUGCUUGGUCAUCAUUGAUGAAGGGUUCACCUCUAAACCCUUCAUUGACAAGUUCUUUGGUUGCAACUCCGGCUUUUAGCUUAGCAGAGAUUGACAAACUAUAUGAAAUCGCAAUCACUGGUUCUGAUGAUGAGAGGAUUGCUGUUGCUAACAUUCUUUGUGGAGCAUCUCUAAUUCGUGGUUGGAAUAUACAGGAACAUGUCAUUCUCUGUAUUGUAUGUUUGCUAUCCCCACCCGUUCCUGCUGAUCACUCUGGGACUGACAGCCAUUUAAUUGGUUAUGCUCCAAUGCUAAAUAUUCUUCUCAUUGGAAUAUCGUCAGUUGAUUGUGUUCAGAUUAUGUCCUUACACGGCUUGGUUCCAAUACUUGCGGGUGCAUUGAUGCCCAUCUGUGAGCUUUUUGGCUCCAGUAUUGCCUCAUGGACUCUUCCCACUGGGGAAGAGCUCUCUUGUCAUGCAGUGUUCUCCAACGCAUUUACACUUCUACUGAGGUUAUGGAAAUUUGAACGUCCACCUCUUGACCAAAGGAAGGGAGAGGGAGGACCCCUGGGGACCAAACUAGGCCCUGAAUACCUCUUACUGGUUAGAAACUCUGAACUAUCUUCUUUUGGAAAAUCAACAAAAGAUCAACUCAAAAGCAGGAGAUUCUCUAAAAAGUUAAUCGUAUCUAUGGAACCCAUAUUUAUGGAUUCUUUCCCGAAAUUGAAACUAUGGUAUCAGCAGCACAUAAAAUGUAUUACUUCUGCCCUUUCUGGUCUUGUCAGUGGGACUGCUGUUCAUCAGAUUGUUGAUUCACUACUCAAUUUUAUGUUCAAAAGAAUUAAUAGAGGUGGUCAGCCCUUGAGCUCGACAACUUCUGGAAGUAGUAAUUCAUCUGGUCCUGGAUCCGAAGAUGCUUCUAUUUUACUCAAAGUACCAGCAUGGGAUAUCCUGGAAGCAGUUCCCUUUGUGCUUGAUGCUGCUUUGACAGCCUGUGGCCAUGGCAGACUUUCGCCCCGUGAACUGGCGACAGGACUCAAAGAUCUUGCUGAUUUUCUUCCUGCAUCUUUAGUUACCAUUGUAAGCUACUUUUCAGCUGAAGUUACCAGAGGUGUAUGGAAGCCAGUUUUCAUGAAUGGGACCGACUGGCCAAGUCCUGCUGCAAAUUUAUCCAUGGUUGAGCAACAGAUAAAGAAAAUACUAGCUGCCACAGGUGUUAAUGUUCCAAGACUUGUUGUGGGGGGGAGUUCUCCAGCUACGCUUCCUUUGCCCUUGGCUGCCCUGGUAACCCUCACAAUAACAUAUAGACUUGAUAAAGUCGCUGAACGCUCCCUUGUCUUGGUUGGGCCAGCAUUGAGUUCUCUCGCCUCUUCCUGUCCUUGGCCAUGCAUGCCCAUAAUAUCUUCAUUAUGGGUCCAGAAGGUGAAGCGCUGGAGCGAUUACCUUAUAUUCUCUGCUUCUGGUAAUGUGUUCCACCAUGACAGAGACGCUGUUGUUCAGCUUCUUAGGAGCUGCUUCACAUCAACUCUUGGGUUAAGUCCCUCACACAUGACCAGCAAUGGAGGUGUGGGUGCCCUUCUUGGCCAUGGAUUUGGCUCUCACUUUUCCGGAGGAAUCUCCCCAGUUGCCCCAGGAAUUCUCUACCUAAAAGUGCAUCAAUCUUUCACAGAAGUCUCGUUCAUGACAGAAGUUAUUGUCUCUCUUUUAAUUGAAUCCGUUAGAGAGAUUGCAAAUAGCGGAUUGCCUAGAGAGACCUUGGAGAAAUUGAAGAAAGCCAAAUUUGGGACGAGAUACGGGCAAGUUUCACAGGCUGUAGCGAUGACACACGUGAAAAUUGCAGCUUCGCUUGCGGCCUCAUUGAUUUGGAUAACUGGGGGAUAUUGUUUGGUUCAAUCUCUGCUUGCAGAGAACUUACCUUCUUGGUUUUUAUCAGUCCAAGGAUCUGACCAGGAAGGUGGGGAAUCUGUAGGCAUGUUUGCUAUGCUCAAGGGUUAUGCUCUUGCAUACUUUGCAGUCAUUUGUGGGACGUUUGCUUGGGGUGUGGACUCAUCAUUACCAACAGCAAAACGGAGGCGAAGGGUUCUUCAGGCUCACUUAGAAUUUCUUGCAAGUGCUUUGGAUGGUAAAAUAACACUUGGUUGUGACUGGGCAACUUGGCAGGCAUAUGUCUUAGGGUUCUUGAGCUUGAUGGUUGCUUCUGCUCCGAAAUGGGUUCUCGAGAUUGAUGUGGAUGUGUUGAAGCGAUUGAGCAAGGGUUUGAGGCAAUGGAAUGAGACAGAACUAUCUCUGGCCCUUCUGAGUGUAGGUGGAGUUGGCACAAUGGGGGCAGCAGCUGAACUAAUCAUUGAAUGUGGAGUUUAAGCCUUGAAUGCCCCCAAUGGACUAAUUCUAGAUAAAUUAUCUUUUUGAAUCUUGUUGAUGAUGCUUUUUCUAGCCUAUAGAAAAACUCUAGCAUCUCUAAGAUGAUAGCUCAUGUAAAGUUAGCUUAGGUUGUAAGAAAUUAGAGGCUUGAUGCCUGUCUGUCUAUAUUCGUCCAGGUCCUUCUUUUCUCUCUAUACUGUACAACAUACCCUGGUCGAGGUCGUCAUCAGCACAAAUCCUUCUGUUUAGAUAAUUGAUUUCAUUUUUUAUAGAUUUAAUUUCUUUUA
Messenger RNA from Tripterygium wilfordii, 4383 nucleotides. Its product is annotated as mediator of RNA polymerase II transcription subunit 33B. The record is from RefSeq and is a predicted model, not a curated record. Lineage: Eukaryota; Viridiplantae; Streptophyta; Magnoliopsida; Celastrales; Celastraceae. The transcript is spliced from 12 exons. The coding region runs from base 119 to 4096 and encodes 1325 amino acids. Gene Ontology annotation, cellular component: mediator complex. Gene Ontology annotation, biological process: regulation of phenylpropanoid metabolic process.